AUGCCCCCCUCUAAACCCCAAUCCAAAUCCAAAUCCAAAUCCAAAACCCUCCACACCUCCCUCCACUCGGCCCUACACAACCGCUCAACAAAGCUCUCCCUCCGCCAAUUCCGCACCCGCUACACAACCCAUCUAUCGCAGGCCCCCCCACUCUACCCCUUCUCCAGCGGCGGAUCCCGGCUCUUAGCAGGGAACUCUCCCUACGCUGAAUCCCUCGAAUCUUUCAUCGCGAACUUCCACAAUGCCCCGACGGGGUUACUCUUCAACUCGGGGUAUGAUGCCAACGUCGGCGUUCUAUCCUGUAUCCCUCAGCCCGGGGAUCUGAUUCUCUAUGAUGAGUACGUGCAUGCGAGUUCACGGGAGGGGAUGAGGUUAUCGAGGGCGGGGAAGAGGGUAGCGUUUGAGCAUAGUUCUGUGGUGGGGUUGGAAGAGGGGGAGAGGAAUGUGUUUGUGGUGAUUGAGUCGCUGUAUAGUAUGGAUGGGGAUGUUGCGCCGAUUAGGGAGAUGGUGGAGGUUGUGGAUCGGUUGUUGGGGAGGAAUGGGAAUGGGUAUUUUGUUGUGGAUGAGGCGCAUGCGACGGGGGUUUUUGGGGCUAGGGGGGUCGGGGUGGUGCAGGAGGUGGGCGUGGAGGAGAGGAUGUUUAUUAGGGUGCAUACGUUUGGGAAGGCGUUGGGGGCGCAUGGGGCUAUUGUUUUGUGUGAUGAGGUGACGAAACAGUAUCUUAUCAAUUAUGCUCGGAGUCUGAUCUACACCACGGCUCUUGGGUUCCCGUUCCUGGCGCUGAUUCGGACGGCUUAUGAGAUGCUGGCGGAGGGGGAGACGGAAGAGCUUCAACGGAACCUACAACACCUCGUGCAAUACUUGCAUACUCGUCUUGGGGAGUUGGCGUCUUGGGAUCCCGCUCUUUUCGAGGUCGACCAUUUCCCCCGCUCUCCGAUCUUCUCCCUGCGCAGUCCGCUGCCACGCCAGCUGGCUACCGUUUGUCAGCGCAAAGGCUUUCUCGUCCACGCCAUCAUGUCGCCCACCGUCCCGGCCGGCCAGGAACGCGUGCGCAUCUGUCUGCAUGCGGGCAACACUGUCGAGGAGAUUGAUGGGUUAGUCGAGACUAUCCAGGGCUGGUUGAACAACCAGGCUAGCGACAAACCAACCGCCAGACUUUAAGCAGAGAGGUUGCAUAUAUUAGCGCAUGCUGUACAUAUCGUUAGCUGCAUUAGGAAAACAUAUCGUAUCUCUUGAGUAACCCAUGAUUCAUAUCCCGGCCAGAACGCCAUAACUCCCGCCUUCCCAGAUC
Molecule: messenger RNA, 1291 nt
Organism: Aspergillus sclerotioniger CBS 115572
Lineage: Eukaryota; Fungi; Ascomycota; Eurotiomycetes; Eurotiales; Aspergillaceae
Product: aminotransferase class I/II-fold pyridoxal phosphate-dependent enzyme
Exons: 5
Coding region: 1-1161 (386 amino acids)
Biological process (GO): biosynthetic process
Molecular function (GO): pyridoxal phosphate binding
Source: RefSeq, a predicted model, not a curated record